UCCCCCGAAACGAGAUUUUCCCUAGCCGCCGCCGUCCCCCGAAACCCUAAUUCCCAAAUCGAAGGAUCGAGCCAGGCCGGGAGCCGCCGGAUCCAUCCUCCAAUCGCCCGCCAUGGCGAUCGCCCGCACCGGCGUGUACGUUGACGACUACCUCGAGUGUGAGAUCGCUAUCUUUCCGUGCCUGAGGCCGUCGAAUUUCCUGUCAUUUCCUUCGAUUUUGCUUGCCAUUUAUUGGCUUCGUUUCGUGCCCGCAGAUUCGAGCACCCUGGCAGGAGACCUGCAGAGGAUCCUCUCCACCAUGCGCGAGCUCGACGAGAGGGCUCAUGGCAUUAUGGGACAAACCAAAGAGCAGAUAAAGUAUCUAUUAGGAGUGCCAUCCCAUGGUUUUGACAGAUCAAACAUGGAUGAUGAUGAAUCUGCCUCGGAGAGAAUGAAAAAGGACAUUGAAGCUAGUCAGGAUAAUGCGUUGAGUCUCUGCACUGAGAAAGUGUUGCUCGCACGCCAAGCAUAUGACCUGAUAGAGAGUCAUAUCAAACGUCUUGAUGAAGACUUAGGCCAGUUUGCAGAAGACUUGAAGCAAGAAGGAAAGAUACCACCAGAUGAACCAUCAAUCCUUCCUCCAAUUUCAGCAUUUAGCAGGGAUGACAAACGGAGGCCUGGUUUCAGUACACCUCAAGCAACAAAGAAGUUCAGAGAGAGGGAAUGGGACAGAGAAAGGAGUAUGGACUUCGACUUAAUGCCCCCUCCAGGUAGCAACAAGAAAACAAGUACACCUAUGGAUGUGGAUCAAACAAUUGAUCCAAAUGAACCAACAUACUGUAUUUGCCACCAGGUUUCAUAUGGUGAUAUGAUUGCUUGUGACAAUGAGAAUUGCGAAGGAGGUGAAUGGUUCCAUUACUCUUGUGUUGGUCUGACACCAGAAACGAGAUUCAAGGGCAAAUGGUUUUGCCCAACAUGCAGGAAUCUUUAAUGAUAGGCUCUCCAAAGUUGGUUCCUGAAGAGGAGAAUUUGUGUCAUAUAACCCAAUCCUUAAAUCAAGGCCAAAGCUUUGUUUAUAUAUAUAUAUAUAACAAGGGGGAAGUUUGGAAAAAGAAGACUUAGAAAAGGCAAAGCGAUAUACAAUAUGCAAUAGAAAUGAACUUGUCUAGAGAAACUUGCUAGUCAUAGAUCACAUAAUUGUUAGCUAGGUCACAUGGUAUAUUGAAUAUUGUAGUCAUACAUAAAACUUCAUACUUUGAAUACUAUAAUUGCCAAAAAAAAAGCUGUUUGACAAGAAUUCUGCAGGAAAAAUAUAUCAAUCCAACUAUGAGAUCACAAUUGGAAGCCAAUAAAAUUGUAAUCAAGCAUCACAUGAUCAUAUUUGAUGUGCCAGCUCAUGUUAUAUUGAUUGGAUAGAUUCAGAUUUUGUAUUACAGAAGCCCCUUUUCUAUCAUAA
Messenger RNA from Oryza brachyantha (malo sina), 1435 nucleotides. Its product is annotated as PHD finger protein ING2. NCBI's taxonomy places the organism in Eukaryota, Viridiplantae, Streptophyta, Magnoliopsida, Poales, Poaceae. The coding region runs from base 113 to 970 and encodes 285 amino acids. The transcript is spliced from 7 exons. Gene Ontology annotation, cellular component: nucleus. The record is from RefSeq and is a predicted model, not a curated record.